ACUAGAAUUUUCAAUAGAAAAUUAACAAGAAAAAUGUAAAAAGGAUCAAAAAUAAUAAAAGAACGUAAAAAAAAGAACUGUGUCGACAAAAAUAUAUAAGGAUUAUAUAUAACCAGUUAAUACGUACUGUACACGAAGAUUUCUAUAGAUACACGAGAGAUAACAGAGCUGACUCAAUAUGAUCAUAAAUAGCAGACAUUCAAUGCAUCUAUUACUAUUACUAAUAGCCUUUACGAUGUGUCACGCAAAGCCGCAGUUUCUCAUCAGUCGUUUCGACGAGACGGCUCGAGAAAAGUUUUAUGACGACGUCUCGGAUUCAGCGCAAGAGGAAAGCAACGACAUUUCCGAGAAUCAUAAAAAUAAUCAUAUUUUGCCGCAAAUUUCGUUUCCACUACGUCCGUUGAACGUCACGACGGACAUUAAGGGGGAAUUUGGUGUGCAAAAGGCACGCAAUCGCACCAUUCAUUCGUUCUUGAAGCUGCCUUUUGCGAAUUUGGCGACGCCGCUGAUGAAACCGGAGCAAGUUGAGAUUAUUUCGCGCGACAAAAUGGAAUUGGGACCGAAUGUGCAGACCGAAAAUGAUGUUGUCGUGAUAAAACCCAAAGCGGCGAUUACUGAGAGAUCCAGUCCUCGAGGUAAGCGAGUUUUUCGUUUUCCAGACACGGAUCGCAUAAUUUUCCCCUCAGAUUUCGAAAACAUCGCAAACGGUUAUCAAGAAUUCCCCGGAAGACAGCCGGAAGUACAACAACAACCAACAAUGGAUGUUCGUUUCUCCGAAAGUCGGUUUGUGCCGCGCGGAUGUCGUGAUGGAAGUGUCGUGUGUUCCACGAAGGACGAUUAUCCGACGGAUCACAUUAACAAAGUUGUGGCAAAAAAUCGUGCGAGGCUCGUUGAAUUCUUCGGGGAUGAUAUUGUGCCGCAAGUGGUGCAGCGCGUAGAUUAUCCGGACGAAGAAACGUUAUGUCAUUCACGAGAAUUGGUUUUAUAUCCGACAAUGGGACAGACAAAGGACAAUAAAUGGGCUUAUAUUAUCAAUAACGGGAAUUUCUCGCAAGGUGUUCGGGUGGAGCAAUGCAUCAACGAAAACCGUCCAUGUGCCUACACCGAAAGCUUUCCGUACGGCUACACCACAGAAUGCAAGCAAAAAUUCAUCUACAGACACCUGUUGGCGUUAGACGAGAAUGGCGACACCGUGAAAAAUCUCUUCCGUUUACCGGCAUGCUGCAAGUGCAUCGUUCGCAGCAGUUACGGCGGCAACAUUUUUAGUCGGCAUGCCUCGCUAAAGCGUGGCGUUACCAAUCAUCCCGAUGUGGAGAUGGAAACGACAGAAACAACCACAAAAACAGCAACAACGACCACGAAAACGGAAUGAAAAAGCGGCUGAGCCAUUUUUUGAACGCCCCGAAAUCUCCCCGUAUUUUUAGGCGCCUUUUUUUAGAAGACUAAAACAAAAUGUGUAACAGGAUAAAAUGUGAUUUUUUAGCAUUUAGUAUUUUUUAAUUAAAAUUAAAAAUUAAAAUUAUUUAUAAAAAAAAAAAUAAAAAUUGUACAGCGGACUUUCU
Molecule: messenger RNA, 1562 nt
Organism: Culicoides brevitarsis
Lineage: Eukaryota; Metazoa; Arthropoda; Insecta; Diptera; Ceratopogonidae
Product: protein spaetzle-like
Exons: 5
Coding region: 179-1372 (397 amino acids)
Biological process (GO): innate immune response; central nervous system formation
Cellular component (GO): extracellular region
Molecular function (GO): Toll binding; growth factor activity
Source: RefSeq, a predicted model, not a curated record